AUGACCGGCUUCGACUUCUCCAACUACAACCGCAAUGCCGCGCUCCAGGCCAGGGGAGCACCGGGCCCUAAAGCUACAAGCACAGGUACAACGAUUGUUGGCUGCAUAUACGACAAUGGCGUUGUGAUUGCCGCGGAUACCAGAGCUACCAGUGGUCCCAUUGUAGCGGACAAGAACUGCGAGAAAUUACACUACAUAGCCCCCAAGAUCUGGUGUGCCGGAGCUGGUACAGCUGCCGACACCGAAUUCACCACCGCCCUCAUCAGCUCCAACAUUGAACUACACUCUCUCUCAACGGGUCGACCUCCGCGAGUAAUUACCUGCAUGACCAUGCUCAAGCAACAUCUCUUCCGCUACCAGGGACACAUUGGCGCCUACCUGGUCGUUGCGGGCGUUGACCCAACUGGUACCGGCCUUUACACCGUGCACGCCCACGGAUCAACAGAUAAGCUUCCCUACGUGACCAUGGGAUCUGGAUCGCUAGCCGCCAUGUCUGUCUUUGAGUCGACCUGGAAGCCGAACUUGAACAAGGAAGAGGCAAUUGCCCUGGCAUCUGAAGCCAUCAAGGCCGGUAUCUUCAACGAUCUCGGAUCUGGUAGCAACGUCGAUGUCUGUGUUAUCGAAAAGGACAAGCCCACGCAACUCCUGCGCAACUACAUGACGCCCAACGAUCGUGGCCAGAAGGAGCGUGACUACCGCUUCGCGAAGGGCACCACGGCGUAUCUAAAUGAGAGGGUGUUUAGCAAGGAGGAUCUGAGGAAAUAUGUCACAGUGGAGGAGAUUUCUGGCGACCCUAAUCUGAUGGAAGUCGACCCAUAG
Aspergillus calidoustus is the source of this 819-nucleotide messenger RNA. Lineage: Eukaryota; Fungi; Ascomycota; Eurotiomycetes; Eurotiales; Aspergillaceae. The record is from the annotation of a GenBank genome assembly.